This is a messenger RNA of Coniosporium apollinis CBS 100218, 3378 nucleotides long. RefSeq lists its product as uncharacterized. The coding region runs from base 1 to 3378 and encodes 1125 amino acids. Gene Ontology annotation, molecular function: cysteine-type deubiquitinase activity. Gene Ontology annotation, biological process: protein deubiquitination. The record is from RefSeq and is a predicted model, not a curated record. Gene Ontology annotation, cellular component: cytoplasm. The transcript is spliced from 2 exons. NCBI's taxonomy places the organism in Eukaryota, Fungi, Ascomycota, Dothideomycetes.
AUGAACGGCCAUGGACAUGGCGCGACCGAUGCUGGCGCCCGGCCGCCACGGCCUCCUACAGACAUUCGCGACCUCGAAUUGCAAGCCCAGAGCCGUAUCAAUCCGUAUGCGACCAUUGGGCAUCUUCUGGCCGAGGCAGAACACAGUUGCCGGCAAGCGGAAGCCUUGCUAGCUUUCCGAAAGCCUCAAGAAGCAUACGUCGAGUACUUUGUUGCAUACGAGAUCGUGGUCAAGGUCAUAGCACGCCAUAAGGAUCUACCCCUCCUGAAAGGUGACAGAGGCCGGCUCUAUCAGUCCUACAAGCUCCUGACACAGAACCUGUACGCACAGCAAGAGCGUUUCGAGAAAGUUAGGGAGAUAAUAGUGAAGGAGAGUAGGCGGGAAGAUGCCCAGCGGGCCGUACCAUACGCUCGAGAUGCCACGCAGCCGCGAGUAUCUGUACCAGGGGCGCGGCAAGCGGACACGGUGCUCGGACCCAGUGGAGCACCUUACCAGGAAAACCCGCGAUAUUCAAUGCCGGACCCGCCAAACCCGAGUUCCUACUAUGAUGAUAGUCUACUGUCUCCCCGAAGGUCGAUAGAGGUGAGCGCAGCGUCUGGCCGCUCCACGCCUACAAACUACUCUGGCUCCUCGGUAUCCAGACCGCCUAUACAUCCAAAGCCGCAAGCUCUGCAUGGCAGGGCUCUGGGCACAAACGGUGCUAGCGCAAACGGAUCGCAGCUUUCCGGAGAUGCGCUCAGCGAACGCUUUGCUCGACUGCGCGCGAAUGACCACGGAGCAGCAAAUUUCGCCGGCGCACGUCCAGACUCGCAAGGGUCGCAGUUUUCAGGCAGUGGCGGAUCUGUGAAGAUGCCGUCGCCUGCCGAUUAUAACUCUGCUUCGUCCUUCUCCAGCCUCAGACCGACAACUACCGCUCCUCCAUCCGGUCGUCCGAUGGGACCCCGUGACAUGUCUGCAGAGGUAGGAGGGCCACCGCAUCCACCAAAAGUGCCGCUGGACAACAGCUUUUCAACGGCACUGCCCGAGGCGCCGACUCCGGCAUACAACCCUGCCCGCAAUAUGUCGACUCCGUCAAGCAUCAACCCGCCGAGAAGUACCGCGCGAAGCAUUGUAGGAACUGGGGGACGAAGUAAUUCAAUGGCAGCUGCCGGUGCAAUGCUCCAGCCACCUGGCGCCAAUGGCGACUUCGAUCGUUAUUCUCAGAGCGCAGUGACUGGUCGGCCAGGAAGUAGCCGUCGGAAAUCCGUCCAUCUUCCUCGAGAAUCCCAAAUAACGGCUCGCAAGCUUUACGAUUACUUGACCAUGUACAGGGUUCUUUUGAUAGACGUCAGAAGCCGAGAGGAAUUUGACAAUGGCCACAUCUUCUGCAACAGCAUUCUGUGCGUCGAGCCCGCCGCGCUACGAUCUCACAUGUCCGCCGAGGAACUCGCAGAUGCACUUGUCCUUUCCCCUGAAGAAGAGCAGACUUUCUUCGAUCGACGUCAUGACUAUGAUCUUGUCGUUUACUAUGAUCAAGACACUCCCUCAAUUGAAUUCUUUGAUCGAUACAACAGGACUGACAGCGAGCUUGCCAUGAAAUUUCUUUACGACGCGCUGUAUGAGUUCAAUGAGGAGAAACCUUUGCAACGACCGCCGAUCCUACUCAAAGGUGGAAUUGAAGCUUGGGCCGACUUACUGGGCAACUCUGCACUCAAAGCUACGGACACCGCAGCGAUAGUAUCACUUCAGAGAGCCGGUCGACCAGGCCAGCCCAUGACACGAGGCGCUAGGGCCAUGAGUAGCUCAAAGUUUUACCUUCAGAGACGGAGGACCCGCGAGUACAAUCCCUUAGAUGCUGAAGAGGAGCAGAAGUGGCGCGAAAGGGCGAGAACCGAACAAGCUGCUCUCGAACAGCGUCCAAACGCAGUUGAGGAAGAUGGCGAUUAUGACGAUGGCGAACAGUCGCCUGAUUACUUUAGGACGACUGAGGAUUUCCUGCGCCGCUUUCCUGAAGCAGCUGCCGUCGAGCAGCAGUCAAUGGCGUCUCUACCUCCGCGUGCGGCACCGCCUCCCAUACCGCAAUACCAUGCCCCUACAAUACCCUCGAUGCCCUCACGUCCUGCUCCGACAGCUCCUCGUGUCAGUUACAGUGGGGUGUAUGACCGAGCCGCUGGCUCAUAUGCAACCUCCGAUCGCUCUUCCCAUCUCCACCACUAUGUCCCGCCCAAUGAAGUUUUCCAAACCGCUCGACUACCACGGACUGGACUCAUCAACUUUGGCUCAACCUGCUACAUGAAUGCGACAAUACAAUGCUUGAGUGCGACCUUACCGCUUACCGCGAAGUUCAAGAACGACAGCUUUCGCAAGGACCUUCAGCCGGACAACUGGAAAGGGUCGAAGGGUAUCCUGGCGGAGCAUUACCGCAUACUUCUUGACAAUCUCUGGAAGAAUGACGUCCAGGCCUGCCGGCCUACAACGUUCAGAAGCCUUUGUGCGCGCCUGAAUCGAGAAUGGGGUCUGGAUCGCCAGCAAGACGCCAAAGAGUUCUUCGACUUCCUCAUCGACUUCGUCCAUGAAGACCUCAAUUCCCACUGGGCGAGGCCGCCCAUGCGCGCGCUCACUGAGAAAGAAGAAGCGAUACGCGAGAAGAUGCCAAAACCGUACGCUGCUCUUGUAGAGUGGGGCCGCUACAUCAACCGCGAAAGGAGCAUCAUCACCGACUGCUUCGCCGGCCAGCAUGCCUCCCAACUGCGAUGUACCACCUGCCGAAACACAUCAACAACCUAUGAAGCGUUCUACUCCAUAUCAGUCGAGAUCCCACGCUCUGGUACUGCAGACAUCCGUGACUGCCUUCGCUCUUACUGUGCGGAAGAGAUGCUGUCCGGCGAUGAAGUAUGGCGCUGCCCGCAUUGCAAGAAAGAACGAGAGGCUACGAAGCAAAUCACACUCACCCGAGCACCUAAGCACCUCGUUGUGCAUUUCAAGCGCUUCUCAGCCUCCCACCAAGAGAAAGCGCGGAAGGUGCGGACGCCCAUUGAGUUUCCCCUCCACGGACUCGACCUGUCACCAUACAUGCUUCCGCCGCCCACCCCGGAGGAGACAGCAUACAUAGAGCGGGGUCAUGGUCCGGAAAGCCUCCAAACGAACUUCCGAAUAGAUGAGGCCAUGAAGCCGCCAUAUCUCUACAAUGCCUAUGCUGUCAUGCGGCAUCUCGGCACGACGAUGACCUCGGGGCAUUACAUUGCUAUGGUGAAGGACCCUGGCAGGGGCUGUUGGCGAGAGUACAAUGAUGAACGCACUAGGGAUUUUGAUCCUGCAGCGUUAAGGGGCCAGGACAGGCUUCAGAACGAGCAGGCAUAUAUUGUUUUUUAUGAACGGCAGGGCCUCUCGCAGCGCUGA